UUCUGUCUUCAAUGUGUACAGAUCCAGCCAGGAUUGAAUCAUAGCAACCAUGGUUCUAAAGACUAGUCCAGUUAUGACGAUUUCAUGAAGACUAGGAAUCAAACUGUACAGAUACUACUCGGGUGUCUCUGAGCUGAUCCAGCGACUACAGCAUGACAGACAUUACCCCGGAAUUCAAUGGCUUCUUAAAGCAACAUGGAGCGUCUUCUACAAGAGCCAAUUUCACCGUCGACAAUCUCGAAGACUUCCUCAAGGAAGCUUAUAGAAUCAACUCCCACAUUGCUUCGCUCCAUGCCGACCUCAGGAAUAUUCGACAAUCCUACCUCUCGACGGCCCAGCCGCGAAGGACACUUAUCCUGUCUACACACCAUGAUCGAUCUUCACGGCCCUUGUCUGACCGAGAGCGAGAGGAGAUCGAUGCAAAUGCGAAGAAAAUGUUACGAGAGCUCCAUGCGAGCAUACGGAGGUUGGCCGAUGUAGAACAAGCCCGAGCAGAUAUCGAAAGCAAACUCAUCCAAAAGAAAUUCAAUCGUGGACUGGGCGCAUUGGGAGCUUGGGCUUCGGGAGGUGUAUCCACCGGCAAGUCACCCGAGCAGACGACAGCAGAAGACCGCGCCAGAACAAUAAGCAUACACCGUGACAGCGUGCUAUGGCUUCUGCGACAUCAUUUACAGGAGUGCGUCAAGACGCAGCAAGACAUGAUGGAGAUCCGACUGAUGCGCGAGAUGGAGAAGAGUCGGAGUGUGCUGGCUAAAGCGCGUGGCCAGGACGUCGCCUCCUUACACAGCGCGAAAAGUCUCGUAGAAUCAUCAAACGGCUCUGCGGACUGGAGGAAAGGAAGCAUCCAGUCAGCAAGCCCGGAAGAGGGACAGGAUUACAAUUCUACAGCGGAUUUGUCGCCGGAACAGCUCCAAAUGUUCGAGAGGGAUAAUCAAGAUAUGCUCAAGCACUACGAAAGCCAGUUAGAUCAGGUCAGAACGGCAGAGAAAUCAUUGGUAGAAAUCUCCGAGCUCCAAACCCAGCUCAUCGACACGCUCACGACACAAUCAGCUGGGAUCGAACAGCUUGUAGCCGACUCAGAUACAACGGCAGGCAAUGUGCAAGGAGGCAACAGGCAGCUUACCAAGGCAACGCAAAAGGCGAGCCCAGCCAAGUACACGUUUUUCGCGACGUGCGGCCUUUGUGCAUUCUUGAUAGUAUGGGAUUUGAUAAUAUAACGAAUAGCCCAGCGUAUCUUUCAUCGCGUGACAAGCUAGAGAUAGAGCUAGGGAUGCUGUGCUCGGUGUCGAUGUCCGAUGGUGGGCCAUCUGCCUAGGGAAUUCUCGGAUGUCAACGAAGUAUUGUGCAGUGUUGCAUCAUAUUCAUCUGUAAUCACAUGCUCUCCAA
This is a messenger RNA of Xylaria bambusicola, 1386 nucleotides long. RefSeq lists its product as uncharacterized. The record is from RefSeq and is a predicted model, not a curated record. Gene Ontology annotation, biological process: retrograde vesicle-mediated transport, Golgi to endoplasmic reticulum. Bases 153 to 1217 code for a protein of 354 amino acids. The transcript is spliced from 3 exons. NCBI's taxonomy places the organism in Eukaryota, Fungi, Ascomycota, Sordariomycetes, Xylariales, Xylariaceae. Gene Ontology annotation, cellular component: SNARE complex; endoplasmic reticulum.